CUCUAUUGUUGUUUAGUCACACAUCACAAGUGAUAUCUUGUGUCGCCUUUUUUGCUGAAUUGGGGCUUGCUUUUCUCUAUCAAACCUUUCUUCGAAUUCUCCUUCAUUAUUUUCCCUUUAACCCCCUUUCUCUCUUUCUCUUCUAUUCAUUUGAAAUUGUUCAUUUUCUUCAAUCACCUCCUUUUAUUAUUAUUAUUUUUUAUGAUCUCUCUCUUUUAGCCUACGCUUAUCUACUCAACCCUUCUCUUCUUCUUCUUCUUGAUUCAAUCAUGGCUGAUCCUUACUCCAAUUACUUCAAUGGAUCAUGGUUUAAUUAUCCUCCUCUUCAUCUUUUCUCUUCCUCCAAUCCUUCUUCCAAUCCUCUUAAUAAUUUUUCUACAAACCCCUUUGGUUAUUAUAACAAUUUCUACUCAAAUACCAUCAACUAUCAUCAAUCUUCUUCUUCUUCUUCAUCACCUCCUUCUCCUCCUCUCAAAGAAGCUCUCCCACUCCUCAAAUUGAGCCCCACAAGACAUCAUCACAAUGAACAACAACAGCAACAAGAUUCCACAUGCAGUGCUGCCAUGGAAGUUGAUAAAAAACGCUUCCUCUCUAUUUCCAAUGAUGAUGAUGAUGAUACUGUCACUGUUGCCCUUCAUUUAGGCCUUCCAAGUCCUAGUUCUAAUGAGUUGAUCUCAGGAAUCUCCUCAGAUAAAGAAGAAGAUGUUUCCGUUGAAACAACAACAAGUCUCAACAAAGGCCAAUAUUGGAUCCCAACUCCUGCUCAGAUUCUGAUUGGUCCAACUCAAUUUUCAUGUCCUCUUUGCUUCAAAACCUUUAACAGAUACAACAACAUGCAGAUGCAUAUGUGGGGGCAUGGAUCUCAAUACAGAAAAGGGCCGGAGUCUCUAAGGGGAACACAGCCAACCGCCAUGCUGAGGCUUCCUUGCUAUUGUUGUGCUCCUGGCUGCAGGAACAACAUCGACCAUCCGAGGUCAAAACCAUUGAAGGAUUUUCGAACUCUUCAGACGCAUUACAAGAGGAAGCAUGGGAUCAAGCCUUUCAUGUGUAGAAAAUGCGGCAAGGCGUUUGCGGUGAGGGGGGAUUGGAGAACCCACGAGAAGAAUUGUGGGAAGCUUUGGUAUUGUAGUUGUGGGUCUGAUUUUAAGCACAAAAGGUCUUUGAAAGAUCACAUUAAGGCGUUUGGACAUGGCCAUGCGUCUUGUGGAAUUGAUUGUUUUGAAGAAGAUGAAGGUGCCUCUGAAAUUGAGCAAGAUAAUGAAUCCUCCCGUGACAUUGAUUAAAUGGGAUCUUAAGAGUCUACUGCACUGAAUUAUUUCAUCAUCAUUUCAGCUGACACUUUGUUUUGUUUUUGUCAUGGCUUUAAGAGUUAAAAAUUAUAAGAAAUAUAUACUUUUGAGAGCCAUGAUCAUUUUUCGUAAUUCUUCUCCUUUUGUUCAUUAGUGUUUCUUCUUAGUAUCGUGAAGUGGACUCCUCUUUAUUUAUCAAUGUUAAUCCCAAUUUCCUGUAGUUUUA
This is a messenger RNA of Mangifera indica (mango), 1515 nucleotides long. RefSeq names its product zinc finger protein WIP2-like. Gene Ontology annotation, cellular component: nucleus. The transcript is spliced from 2 exons. The coding region runs from base 270 to 1283 and encodes 337 amino acids. Gene Ontology annotation, biological process: anatomical structure development; regulation of gene expression. NCBI's taxonomy places the organism in Eukaryota, Viridiplantae, Streptophyta, Magnoliopsida, Sapindales, Anacardiaceae. The record is from RefSeq and is a predicted model, not a curated record. Gene Ontology annotation, molecular function: DNA-binding transcription factor activity.